ACUGGCAACCCCGACUUCUUAGGUUAAAGUUAAUGAAGAAUAAUGGUGUAUUUUUAUUGGGAUUAACUUACUAUUUCCAAUUUCACAAUCAUGGACUUUGGUAGCUUUUUGAGAAUUCAAAAAACAGCUGGAGCAGGUAUGUGAAUAUUCUACCUAGUAAUAGCAAUAAUGGGCUAAAACUGAGGACGGCUGCCACGGCGUCUUUUGUGUGUUUAUUAUAGUUGCAGUGAAUUAGUUAGUUUAGUUAUUUUAGGUUAACGUUGAGGGAUCGAUUUAUUUAGGGUUCAGGUUAGGCAUAAUAGGGAUCUAUUUAGGGUUCAGGUUAGGCAUAGGGAUCGAUUUAGGGUUCAGGUUAGGCAUAGGGAUCGAUGGUAAAAGUGCAGUUCAGGUGCGUAUAUUAUUUCUGUUUGAAUCUCUUAUUUUCCCGUGUAAACUUAUGUUAAUUCUUUAUAAAAAGUAUUUUAAAAGUUAUAUACCAUCUUUUUAUUGGAAUACAACAACAAUUUAACAAAUUUUACGAGAUAAAAAAAGUACAUUUUUAUGAAUCUUUCGUGUUUUACGGAGCCAUUGUGGUAAAUCAAGGAUAACUCUUCUGUCUUUAAAGAUACUUUAUAAAAGUUGCCCAAUUGGAUGAAUCUUGUUAAAAUAAAAGAUCCCUGUAUAAAAUAAUCCCUGUAUUUAUUUAUUUAUACUUAUAAAUGUAAAAAAAUUCCAUAGAAAAUUAGAAAUUAAUGUCUAAAGAAUAUUAUUAUUAUUAUUUUGGGGAAAUUUUAAAAAAUAUAUUUAACAAAUUUUAAUUAAUUAAUACAAAUAAGUGUUGAGUCAGAAUAUUUUAUACAUUUUUUAUAAGGAAAAUUAUAGACUUUAAAGAAUUUUUUUUCUGAAUGUUAACAAUAACUAAAAAUAAAAUUUUAUGGUGUUUUUUUUUUAGUAAAAUGCAUAUUUAACUAUAUUCCCUGUAAAUAUUAUAUUUUUAUCUAAUUUUGUUAUAAAGUUAAAGGUGUAAAACCAAAAGACAAAUAGGGGGUCACAGUUGUGGAGGAAAACUCCAUGGUAAAAAAGUGGUUUUGAGGUCCUCACUAAAAAAAUCAUAACUUUUGAAUCACUCGGGCUAGAAAUUUAAUCUUGGUGUUUUUGUAAUCUAUUCUACACUAUUCUCUGUAGUAUUCUAUUUUUAAUGUUUUAAAAUUUACAUCAAAGUGCCUAGCUAUAGCAUUUUUAUGCUUGAACUUGAAAUGAUGGAAUUAAUUUUUCAAACAUUUGAUAUUGUUGGUUAAUAUAUGCUAACUUUACUUCUUUUUUUCUUCUGGAUACAAUUAAUAAAAAAUAUUUUAAUUUAACAUUUAUAUUACUUCAUAGACAACAACAUUUCCAAAAUUUGUGAGGUUAGGAUCAGUGCAUUGGUCAGAAAACAUGUUAACAAUUUUUAAAAAAUCAGAUUUAAAUCUUUAAAUAUGCAAUUAAAAAUUUUUUUAUGGAUUUAAAUACUAUUAACUAUGUUAAUUUUCAAUCUUUGUAAACAUUAAUAUUCUUCAAAAUCUCAAGAAAUCCAAUUUUUUUAAAAAAGAUGUAAGUAAUCAAUUUAAAUAAAAUAAAUCAGGCUUUUGUUUGUUGUUUUUUCUUAAAAUCAUAAUGUUUAUCAGCUCUGCAAAGAAACUUCACCAUCUUCUCCAACUGCAAACCAAUAUUUCAAUCGGCAGAGCAUCAAGAUCUUCCAACAGUAAAAUCACUACGUCUCAAAAUAAACACCUUCCUCAAACCUUUGUAGUCAAGCUAGCCUUACAAAGGAUACCAUGGAGCAUCCAAUGAAUAGCCAAACAUACCUACAUCACUCAAAAUUGCAAAUCAGCUAACAAAAUAUACGAAUUAUAACCAAUUUAAGUAAAUGAAACAGUAUAUGUAGGCUUUAAUUAUCAUGAGUGAGACAAAAUACAAAUUUAAACCUUUCGGUUAUGUCUUCUUCAGAAGUGCAGAAUAAAAAUUAAAAUAAAUUAAAUUUUAGAUAAUGUAAGUAAGUCCUACUUAUUAUUAUUAUUAAAAAUGAAAUAAAGGAAAUGAAAAAGAAUGGGCAACACCAGAUUUGUGUUAUUGGUUAAAUUGGGAACAUAUUCAGCCUGCCAUUGGUAGUUCUCUGCUUGAAGAAAUUUUUUGUGGAGUCCAAAUGUAAUUCAGAUUUGUUGUCAUUUACUGGGAGAUAAGAUUCGACUAAGCAUUGCUUCAGUGCAAGUUUUUUUGUGCUUUUGAUAGGAAGGCCCUAAUUCAUUAAGUAUUAGUGUGAGAGGUGUUUUACACUGAAGCAUGCUGACUUAAAUGACAUUUAGUUUCACUCCCUUCACAUGUUCAAUAAAGCUGUCGUCAAGUCUCAUUAUUUGAGGAAAGUACAGAAGUUUUGGUUAGUAUGUUGCCACAAAUAAGCUUUGCCUGUGUGGAUGCAAUACAUGGACUUACACUCUCACAAACAGUUAUAUCACACUCACUGCCUUAUAACAGGCAUCUUUUUUGACAAUUAUUUUAAUUAUAAGCCUAGCUGAGCCAGUGCCUAUAGUUGUCAUUUCAGUGACAUAAAAGUCAUGUCCCAGUGCCACAUGCAUUGUUAGAUAAAAAAAAAUAUAAAAAGUGUAAUUACGAUAUCAAGAUUGUAGGUAAUUAUAUACCAAACAAACUAAAAAUAUCUAUUCAUUAAAAUUUCAUCUUGUACUGUUAAGAAAACUAUAAUUUAGAACUAAUAAAAUUGUUUUUAAAGCUGUAGCUGGAGGAAGAGGACGAGGGAGAGGAAUGCUUCCUUAUUAUGAUGUGAGGGCAGAUCCUGCACAAAGUAGACAUUGGGGGCAUGAAAGAGGAGAUUACAGCUCAAGGGGAAGAGGAUUCAAUAGAGGUCACUAAUAUCAACUCAUAAUUUUAGAUGGCUGUCUUAUUCAGUCUGAUGUCUAAUUUUUUAGAAAUGAUUAAUAUUGAAACAUUGUUUAAUUUUGUAUUAAUCAAUAUUUUUCCCAUGAGCACUCAGUUAAUUUAGUUGAAAAAUGAGGAUAUUGUUUCAUUUUAUUAGAGUUUGAAUUUAUUUUGUACAGCUUCUUGCUGCUGCCGUAAUAAAUGUACCCACUAUUUCAUUCUAAUAGCGCAACCCAGAGGUGGUCAUUUUGUGAGAGGAAACAGGGGGCACCAUUUACAGCAUAGACACAACUAUGAAAAUAACAAUGGUAUUUAACAGAGUUUCUGUUCUUUAAAGAAAUAUUUUUUAUUUAUGUAUAAACAUUUUUGCCAAAAAAGCUUACAAUCAAUUAAUAAAUAUUAUUUUUAUCAACAUUUUUUUUUUUAGCAAUUUGUGAUCAAAAUUCUUUGGUAUUCAUUUAUUAAUAUCUGACAUUAAAAAUAUUCACCAGCUUAUUAUGAAAUGCAAUAUGGAGAUAGCUUGGAAUAUUCUGAAGACCGAUUACGAGAAUCUGGAGAACAGUACACAGGUGUUGAUUAUGGAGACCCUGCACUAAAUACAAAUACUAGAAACCAAUAUAAAAAUUAUGAAGGUGAUUUCACUCAACCUGUAGACCAACAUAUUAAAAAUAAAGUUCAACAUGGAGACCUGUACAAAAACAAUAAAGGCCAGUAUGGGGAUCAGUAUGGAGACAAUGAAGGUCCAUGGGGAGAUCAGUAUGGAGACAAAAAUGGCCAGUAUGGCGUCCAUUAUGGAGACAGUGAAGAUCAAUUUGGAGACCAGUAUGGAGAUGGUGAAGUCCCAAAAGGAGAUCAACAGGGAGAUACUGAGGGCCACGAUACAAUGGUAUUAUUAUUUAAAUGGUUGCACUAACAUCAGUGCACACUUAUAAUUUGGAUAAUAAGAUUGAUAAUUGAUUCAAACCUUUUUUUUUCAUAUUUAGGGUAGGGAUUUAUUUCUGAUUCCAGAUAUGAUCUGAUUAAUUAGAAUUAUUUUAAAGUUUUAUGAUUGUGCAGAUUGCACCACCUUUAAAUUGACUUUUAUACUGUAGGAUCAAUUUAAUGUUCUCUGGGUCUAAGUGCCUUUAGCAUCACUUCAUUUAUAAAUUGAAAACAAGGGUUCUUUUCUAUGAAAAUGGUGCAAAAAUUUUUAUGAUUAUUUAAAACAAGACAGUUACUGGCCAAAAAUAGCAUGUGUAAAGAAUUUAUACACAAUUUAAGUAAAGCAUUUUAAGGCAAGGGGAUUAAACUUUAUAUUAUGAAAAUUAACAUUGCUCAAAAGGUUGUCGCUCGUGCUAACAAAUAAUUUAUUGGUCAGGAAUCUUGUUUAAGAGGGCACAGCUGUAUAUUCUAAAAAUGCAACCUAUUCAAAGGCUGUCUCUCUUAGCAUUAGAUAAAUGACAGCCAUUACAUUUUUUAAAAUGUGAUAUUUUUCAAAGACCUUGUAAACCAUGUCAAAAUUUCAAGGUGGGGGGGUUUGGGUGUUGUUUGUAUCCGAGUGAAAAGCUUAACUUGUUUAAUAGUUUUGAAUCUAUCUGUAUCAUUCAAUUCAUAUUUUAUUCCACUUUGAUUAAUCAGAAAUUGGUAGCAAUUAGCUGAAUCAUAUUUUCAGAUCAAAAUAAUCAUUGCCUAGUUGUAAGAUUAAAUAAAUCAUGUAACCAUAAACAAUUUGCUUGUUAACAAUUAUCACCUAUUUUCCUAAUAAAAUACAAAUUAAAGAAAAAUAUUGAAAUUCUCUUUUCACAACUAUUAUUUGAUGUUAGGCUUCAUUUGUAAAAGCCACAAGCUAAACAUAAUUAAUAUUUACUUUUCUUAGUUAAUAAAUUACAUCUUACAUGACGUCUUUCUUAACUAAUUUAAAGAUGCACAAUCUUAUCUUGAUUCAAGUAAUGUGUUACGAACUUGAAAUUAUCAGUACAAUAGCUUCAGUGUCUAGGCGUAAUUUAAUUACUAACAAACCAAUGAUUCAUUUAACAAACGUCUCUUUAUUAAAAUAUACACUGUGUCUUCUUCUUUCAUAACGUUCUCACUCAGCAACUCCAUUACUAACGCUCCAUUACUCAGAAUUACUGCUUUUCUAAAACCAUAACUGCUUUUCUAAAACCAUAACAAAAUAUAUCAUCAUUUCCCAUACCCAAAAACGUUUUAAAAAAUACAAAUCAAAUAGAAACAGCUACUCAAAUACUCUCAGCACCAAACACGCACGCACAAAACACGAACAAAUCAUUAACAUAAUGUACCACAAACUUGUGAUUGGGUGGAUUAUUUUUUUUAAACUAAUAAUUUACAUUUAGAAUGAUUUUAAGAGUAUGCAAAUUUAUUUAAUUUUUUUUGGAUAUUAUGAACAAAAUAUUGAAAGAUUUGUGAAUAAUGGUGAAGAAAAGAUUUGAACAAUAAUAUCAAAAUUAACUUAAGCAUUUUUUUUUUACAGUUAUAUUUCCAACAUUUUGCCAUCUACCUGGAAUAAUCAGCAAGAAGCUAAUUUCCUACACUAAUUAGGACAUUUGUCAGGGAAAAAUGUAAAAUUGGUGGAUCACAUUGCACAAAAUUAUAAGCAGAGUAUAUAUUUGUCUUUAGUGUGCUCAUAAUCCAAGGAGGGAACAAAAUUCUAAACUUUACUCUUUAAUUUUUCAAGGACACUGAGGAAAGAUUACAAAAUUCAGAACGAAGUGUUGAUGAUUUCCAAAGUUCCUCAAACAAAGUCCAACCCACAACAAGAGAACAUGAACCAGGGGACAAAACUAAAAAUAAUCAAGCUGUUAAGGAGGAUGAGUGUGAAGAAGAUCUGGAAAAAAGUGAUGAAGAAAAAGAUGAGACCACUAAAGCAAUUGAAAAGCUCCCAGUCAGACAUCAACGGGGUUUGAUGAGCACUCUUAUAGGAUUAGCUGGUCCAGAAGUUCAAAACAGAAAGCCAGACCCCUUACCUCGUCCACAACCCAUGAAAUGUAAGUAAUAAUGUGGGAAAUGCACUGUUAUGUUUAAGAAAAGUCACACCACGCACUACAAAGUUAAGAGAGUAUUUACUUUUAUGCCAUGUGUUUUUAUGCAAAAAAUCAUUUUCAUUAUUGGAAUAAACAUGCUUUGUUUUUAAAUCCUUAUAUUUAUAUUUACUGUGCUUUUUGUUAGUAUUUUUGUGGCAAAAUCUUCGAAACGUUAAAUGACACACUUCCCAUCAUCCUAUCAAGCUGAAACUUGACACAUAGACUCGCUGCUGAUGACAACACAGUCUUUCAAAUUUACUACCCCACCCAUAUAUCAUCAUUUCCCAUACCCAAAAAUGUAAAAAAAUACAAAGCAUAUAGAAACAGCUACUCAAAUACUCUAAGCACCAAACACGCACGCACAAACAGCCCCGCCCUCAACCCCAAAAAAUCUGUUUAUCCUGUUUUUCAAGAGCACGCUAAUUAAUAUACUUCCAUCAUCUUAUUGUGCUAAAACUUGGCACAUAGACGCCGACAAUGACAACGCAUUCUUUCAAAUUUUCAUCCCCAACCCUCAAAAAUCAGUUUUAACUACUGCACCAGAUGCCACGAUUUCAUGAAAUAAAACUUGCAAUAACUGCGCUAAAUAAGAUUCUUUACAAUAUCGCAAGUGUGUUUGGUGCGCAAUAUUUUCUUUUGUCUUACGGAAAUAGUUGGUGUAAUAAAUCUGAGGUGUAAAAGUGGGUGGGAAAUUAGAAUAUUAAUAUGGUUCCGGGUCGUGGAAAAAUGGGGGGGGGGGAAUAAUUUGGAUUCUUGUACUAUGUAAUUUUCAGCCCCCAACCUCCAAAAAUCAGUUUUUCAAGGGGGAGAUGAAGGAAAGAUGAUGCAAUGAUUUCUUAAGAACUGUAACCACCGUUAAGUUGCACAAAAAAUGCAUAUAAAGGAUAUAUAUAAACAUUUUUGCUUUUAGGGGUUGUUAAAUUUGGUGAGACAAUAUAUAUUUUAAUUUAAAUUACACAGUUUUAUUUUAAAGUUUUUUUUAAUGUAUCUUCAAUUUCAAUUGCCUUAAAGAAAUACUAUCUAUAUAAAAAUAUUCCAAGCCUUCCUUCUCCAACCAACUCACCUCAAUUGGUACACACUCUUAUGGUGGCCAUUUUAAAGUCAUGCUUGAUUUAUAUUUUUAAGUAUGACAGUUGAAUCACACACACACCAGCAAAUCAUAUUUAUGUUACUUUGAACAUUUGAGAGAGUUUAACUGUGCAGUUAAUAAUAUGUAGCUUAAAGUAUGAAUGGAACAAGAAUUAAAUGACCAUCAUUGGAGCUGGUGUCUGUUAGUGUUUUCUUUUACAUCAUCGAUAGUCCUGCACUAACUACACACAUUUGUGUCACAGAAUAGGUAGCAGACAUGUUUACCCUCAAACUCCUAAAAUCGUACAAUAUCAUCACAAAAUCGUUCAAUACAUUAUCUAAAUAGUAAAAAAUAAACAUGCAGUAUAUAAAAUGUGUACCUCAAAAUCGUAAAUUGUACACCAAAAUCGUAAGAGUAAACAGGUCUGAGGUAGUAAUCAUCUGAUCUCGAUUAUGUAGUAGCUAGUUUGAAUCCCAAGGUUUGGACAUUUGUUUUUGCUUUUACAAUGAAAAUUAAAUAAAAUUAUUAGUUGGUUUAUUUUAAUUAUAUUUUAUAUUUAAAACACAAUUGAUUUGCAACUGGUAAAAAGGCAUUUUUAAUUAAUAAUAAUGGUGAGGGAAAGAGGGUGUGGUUUUGGGUUAAUAAUUAGAGUACAUUAGGUUAGUGCAGGCCAGCUGGUGUGCCGUGGUUAGCCACGAGAUGCUGCAAUGUGUGCCACGGCAUUAAGACACCAAGGGGAAAAAACUGCAGAGUUUAUGGUGAGUUCAAUUAUGAAUAUAAUCAGGAACCGUAAAAAAAUAGAAAAUUGAUUAGCUUAUUACCAAUUUAUUAUAACUUUGCAAAAUUCACAGAAUAUGUACAAAUAUAAAUCUUGUUUUUUUCUCAUUAAGUAUGUCAACAAUUGUGUUGGAAUUUUUGUGUACACCACCCACCCCUUGCUAAUGACACCUUUUAAACUUUCAAGGACCCCCCCCCCCCCCUAAUUAAUUAUGUCAACAAUUGUUUUCCAACCUCCCUCCCCACCACCCCCAAAAGAAAAUAAAAAUAAAUAAAUAUGGAUUUUUUAAAAUGCUUUUAAGGAAGACAGAACACAACAAAUUUCUGAAACAAAUUUUAAACUUGUACCAGCUAGAAUAUCUGAAUAUAGUCAAUUUUAUUUUGCAUAAUUUCUUAAAAGACUUGAUACCGUCUAAAUAUUAUUGUUAUUAAAUUUAAUGCUAGUGUUUGUUUUUUUUCAAAUUCAUGUACAUAUGACAGAUGUUCCUCUUUUGCAAUAAUGCAUAGCCCUGAUUAAAUUAUCAUGCCAUAUUGAUAUUAUUAUGGAACCAGCUGACUAACUAUUCAGUGCUUAAAAUAUCAGCAUUUUCUUGAUGUGCAAUAAUUGUUAACACCUCUAUCUGUCUUUUGGCUGCCAUUUAAAUUUGCUACAUCUUUUUUUUUCUUUUUCUAAUAAUACAUUAUUGUUAUUGUUCUGAAAAUUUGAAUUUGAGAAUUUUAUAGCCAUUUAAAUUAUAUUUAUUUUGCUACAAAUUAUGGAGGCCUAUUUAUAAUUUAUAUGCACAAUUAAAUCAAAGAAAAAUAGAAUUGUUAACUGUAAGGUCUAUUUAUCCCCUCUCCCCUCUCUUGUCAACAUUUGUCAAACUUUUUCCACUCCCCCCUCCCUCCAUAUUUUGUUGCCGUAAUUAAUGGACGGCCCCAUAUUGGAAAUAUUUAAUAAAUCUUAACAUGCUUCUCUUAAGAUAAUUUCUACAAAGGCUAACGCUAAAUUGCAUAAAUGGAUGACUUUAUUGUACCGGUAGCAACGAAAGAAUAUUUUGUUAAUUGCAAGGUCAAAGGGAAACCUUCUGCCUUAUUCUGAUUAAUUAAACACAAGCUCCUCGACUCACCAAAGAUUUUAAGAAAUAUACCAAAGAAAAAUUCUGCAUACCAUAGGAAAAAGAAUGGAGUAUUGAAUUUUUCUCAACAGCUUCUAGCUAUUAUUAGAUUGAUGCAACUGAAAUAAAAACAGAUCAUUAGAAAUGAAAUAAUGAAUCUUAUACCAUUUUGUGUUAUCUGGAAAAAAAAUCGAUUUAUUUGCUUUCCAAUCAAUUGACUUCAACACGAAUUUCUGGAAUUAAGGAAUAAUGAUAAGCUGAAAAUCUGGGAAAGCGUAGGUGUGCCAGGGAACUCUGAGAUGGGUCUAAGUGUUUCGUCGGUGAACAAAAGUUGCGGAGCACUGUUUUAGUUGAUACAUUAUGCACAAUACAUUUUUCAAUGUGGUAUAAUCAAAUUAAAUGUUAUUGUUUUUUUUACCCAUUUAGUUUCUUUGUACAUUCCAAAUUUCUUGAUAAUUAUGGUUUUCAUUUAUUCUUCUUUUUAGUCUAAUUUUUUUUUUUUUUUUUAAUGGCAUCAUUGACUUAACAUAAUGCCAUUGCCAAUUUGUACAUAUUACAGUGGUGGAUGAUAAAACAAUGUAUCUAAGCACAAACAAGCAAAAUGUAUGCAAAAUUGAUGACAAUGCUUUAUUGGAAUAUGGAAUCACCCAGAAUAUGCUAGAUGAAGACUUUGUACAUUCCAAAUUUCUUGAUAAUUAUGGUUUUCAUUUAUUCUUCUUUUUAGUCUAAUUUUUUUUUUUUUUUAAUGGCAUCAUUGACUUAACAUAAUGCCAUUGCCAAUUUGUACAUAUUACAGUGGUGGAUGAUAAAACAAUGUAUCUAAGCACAAACAAGCAGAAUGUAUGCAAAAUUGAUGACACUGCUUUAUUGGAAUAUGGAAUCACCCAGAAUAUGCUAGAUGAAGCUAAUUUAGAGAUUGAUGAUACUCCAGCCAAUGAAAGGGAUUUGUUACCAAAUGAAAUUGGCAAAGAAAUAAACAAAGAGUUUUUUUGCAAGGUAUUUAUUUAUUCAACUUUUUUUUAUUUAUCCUACUUUGUAAUAAAAUCGAUUAAAAAACACCCCAAAAAACCCUUUAGUUUUGAAUAGUUUAAUACAUUAUACUAACUCCAGGGUUUUUAGAAUAUUUUAAAAUAAUGUUCAUUGUUGUAUUAAAUUACAAAUUUUGCUCACAGUUGUGCCAUGUUCAAACUACAUCUAUGGGCAAUUUUCGAGACCAUCUUAAUGGAAAAGGGCAUAAAGCUGUAAGUAUAUAUCAGAAUACCUUAAGAAAUGUAAAAAUUAGACCAAAACCAGUAUAUUUGCUUGUGUGCUAAGACAAGUAUGGCUUUCAACCCAAAUUUAAUAUAAUUAUAGCGAAGGAAAGCAUUUGCAACUAGUCUAAAGAUAAACUUCCUCUAUAAAUAUUUGUUGCAAAAAUAUAGGGAAAUUGAGAUGGCUCAAACUGCCACUUAAGAGAGAUUUAUUAGCUCAUGUGCACCUUUUGUUAAAAAAUGAGUUUGUCUCUCAAAAUUCUUGCUGAAAAAGUUAUUCUUAAUCUGAGGUUUUAAUGUGUUUUGAAUUUUCUAGUCCUUUUUUAUAUAGGGCCAAGGUUGUUAACGACUUAUUUAAGAUUAGAACUACACACUGAUCUUGUAAAAAUUUAAUAAGACACUCAGUUAUGUUUAAAGAAAGAAAAAAUUUAUAAUGAAAUUACAACUAGGGUUUCUCAUGUCCCUUAUUUUUUGCAUGAUACCUUGGAAAAGGGAUGACAGAAAAUCUUAUCCCAGGAUAAGAUAAAUACAAUUAAAAAUAUAUUAUAAACUAAAUUUAACUCUGAAAGAGUUGGUUUUUAUAAUUCCUUGGUGCUAUUGUCUUUAAAUGAAUUAAUAAAUAUGUUAAGUUACAUGAGAGGUUUUUCAAUUGCCUUAGUUAUUUCAUUUUCCACUGCUUAGCCCUAGUAAUAGAUAAAAAGCUAAUAAUAUUUUUGUAUGACAAAAGUCGGAUGUGACCGUUUGUAGAAAAAUCCUUUACACUUUAUAUUACUUUAAAGUUUUGCAUUUAUCCUAGGUUGCAAAUUCUAGUUUUAAUCCGUCAUGAAAUAUUCGCCACCCAAUGUUUCUUGCAACUUGUAACAAUGGGUUGUUUCAAAUUAAAAAAACAAUUAAAAAUUGUAUCCAUAUAUGCUUAUUAAGUCUUACUAAGUUGAUUUUGGAAGGAAAAAAAACCUACAUAAUAUAAAAGUAAUUUGGCACAAAUAUAGCCUGGUAUAAUAAGUUACGAGAGCACAGGUUCCCAGCCAAUAGGACGUGACCUCAAAUGAGGUUUUGAAGAGAUGUCUGUUUGGCUGAAACAAUAUAAUAAGAGAAUUUUAAAUAGCUUUCUUUUUGAAUAUGUGUCUUAUAGUUUGAUUUGCUAUAAUUUCAGUCAUGGUUUUAAAUAUGUUAGUCAAUUAAAAUGCCAAAGAAUUAAGUUAUAAUAUGUUUUAAUUUCCAAGAAAUUAUCCUAAUUAAAAGCCUUUUUUCAAUAUAGUGCGGAAAUAUCACUUUGCUUAUGUAUAAAUGUAGUCCGGACUUGAGAACGCUUAAGAAUCUGUGUAGUUGAGCUACGGAACUUAAUAAUUCAGCACAGCUAACUAGAUUUUACAUAUCCUAGCUUAUAGUGACAAUCUGUGACUUGCUGAAAAUUUUAAAAAACAAAAUUGUACCGGUAUUCUAAAACUUUCUACCUGGGACAGACGAAGUUCUGGGGAAGGCCUUUUUUUCCUAAAAAUUGUGCAGGAUCCCAGAUCGUAGAAGCGAAACUCUAAUUAUAACAGACCCCAAAAGAACACUAAAAAUCAUCCAUUAAAUGAAAAUAACACCCCCCCCCUUUCCAUCUCCCCUGCCCCGUCCCCUCCUGACAGCUGAUGUUAAAUAACCUUUGUAAAUAAACCCAAAAAAACACCAAAAAACCACCCAUAAAAGAAAAAAACCCCCCCCCCCCCCCCACCCUCAAUAAUCGAGAUAAAUGUCACAGCUGAUGUCAUCAAUUCAAAGGAUUCGAAUUAAGAAUGAUUAUAAUCAACUUAUAAUAUAUGCAUUGAAAAAGCACUUGAUUUAAGAAUGUACCAGUUGACCAAUAGAAUCUGACAUACUGUAUUUUCAAAUAUUAAAAGAUAGAUGUUGCUUAAAAAAUGCUCUAGUCAAUUUCUAGAAAUUAAAAAGUGUGGUAGUAAUUUUUUAGAAGUGGUUUUUCUCAAGACAAGUACUUAUGUAUUAUAAAAUCUUGAAAAUAAAAUCAAAUUUUGAUAUGCAAUGUAUAAUUCCUUUGGUGAAAAUAAAUGAUGUUCAGACUUAAGGCUCACUGGAAAUAUUGCAAAAUAUUGUAGGUGUAGACAAAUAUUUCAAUAAAAAAUUUUGAUCGCAAUGAAUGUUUAAAUAUUUUAUAGGAUGUCUGUCCUACUUUUCAAUCCACGAGUUAAAAGUAAAGUUUGAACUUCAGUAAUUUUCAAUCUCUGUAAACUUCACUCAAAUGAAAAACGAUUAUCCAUAUCUAUGUAUAUUGAAAAAAUCCAUACAUGUUAGUUAGGGAUAGGUUUUGUAUUGAUGCAAGGAUCAGCCAUUACCAUUGGUGACCAAUACAGGGUGCAAUUCUCGCUGGGCAGCACUUCAAUCAAAAGCAUGAUUUUGAUGUAGUCACCAGACUUUUCCCUAUUUUCUAAUUUCCCAUUCUUGUUAAAAAAAAAUUAUCAUAUCGGUUGUUUAACACAUUGUUGCUAGAAACAAAAAAUAUUAAGUUGAACUGUACUGCUCAUCACUUUUUUCAUGCAAAUCAACUGAUUAAUUUUAAAUUAAUAAUUUAUUUACUGCGUGAUUCUUGUCUUUUACAUUCAUGUCAAUUUAUCCCCUAUGAACCAUAUUAACGGAAUAUAUCCCUACACAAUGUUUUAGCCAAAAGUCUGCUCACUCGUUUUUUUUUUUUAACUCACAUUUAAAAGUUUCUUUUAUCAAUCAACUAGCCAAUAUACCUGGCUUUGCCCGGGUUUGUAUUUGGAAAAAAAUCUUAUAAAGCCUAAUAAGCGAAAGCGUAGUCAAAUAAACUUCUCUAAAAAAAACUAUUAAAAUUGUUUUUUCUCCUAUAAUAAGCCAGAUUUAAAAUAAUUCUUGCAAAUCUUGAAUUUGGGGCCCAUCCCGAUUGAGGUUAUAUUUCUGAAAACAGAGUGCCUUCCAUUAUACCCUUGCAAUGCAGGCUUGUUGACAGGUAAUCUGACCAUGUGUCUAAACCCGUUAAUUUGUUGUUGAGCCAUUUACUGGCUGACUGGGAUGGCACCAAGUUUUUGUGUUAUUUCUUGGUUCCAAAUGUGAUCCCUGCCAACAGCUCGCCUUAGACAUCUCAUUUCGCAGAUUAAUAUUUUUCUCUUUAGAAUUUUAUUCAGAGCCAAGGUUUGACACUGUAUCACUACCAUGUGAUUAUCAAAUGUCUGUAAUAAAUUUUGGACAUUAAUUUAUUUUAUCUGGUGUUUAAGAAGGUUAUAAUAAAUUUACAACAUAUAUAAUUUAAUUUAAAAAGUGUAAUCUGAUAUGGACUGAAAUUGCCCUGUGUGUAACAAAUGAUGCUUUUGAGACAUUGCAAUUCUCAAAAUAUGCACCAAUCAAUAGAUUGACUAAAUGUUGUUUGGGGCUAAAUCUUAAAAUUAUUCUUCUUUCCCAACACACCUAUCAUAUUAAGGUGGCAAUAAAAAUUUAAAACAGAACUCCCAGGUCAGUAAACCCCUAGAUACGCCAAAGCACUCUUUAUGCAUGCUACGGAACUAUGUGAUACUUGUAAUAAUGUGCAAAACCACCCCCACCCCCAAUACAACACAAUGAUCUGUAGUUUAUUAAAAUUUCCAUUUGUUAAUAGGAUAAGUUUCUAUUAACCAGGGAGUAUUUGCUCGGGUUUGUACUUGGAAAAAACGUCUAAAGUCUAAAAUGUUAUCAGCGUACACAUAAAUUUAGGCACCUGUCAAAAGCACUUCACAAAAUUACAAUUUAAAAUUUGUUUUUAUGAAAAGCCAGGUUUAUAAUAACUCUGGGAAAAAUUGAAUUUUGGGCCUAGCCCCUUUAAAUUAAUAUUCAAGCUGGGUUUAAAGACCAAAUCAAAUUUUAAAGAUGUCUUAUUAAAAAUAGGUUUGCAACAAUGCCAAAGCUCUUGACGCUAAUCAAUUAAAAUGAAAUAGGAUCCUUAUUCAAAAGGAGCUAUCAUAUUAGUUAUACUUAAGAUUGGGAACUAUACAGGUACUUUAGAUGAAUAUUCAAAUUAAUUUUUCAAAUGUAUUCCAUUAAAAUGGGAAGGAAUUAGCAAAGAUGUUGCCUUUUAAACUUUUACCAUUUGGGCUUCCGGCACCAAAAGAACUUAAUAAUCUUUAAUAGUUUACAGCAGUUGAAUAAUGUUUAGGUUGAAUAAUGAGGAAACUUUAUUUUCAAAAUGGUCCCAUUAAAAUUGGUUGAAAAAUGCAAAAGAUAAUUGGUUUUAUUUAAAAUAAAACUUGGCACCCACCUGCAUAAAGAGACAUGGAUAUUAUUGGUUUGAAAUCCACUGAUAAUUUAAAGGGGAUUAUGAUAUGUAUGUUUACCAAGUUUGGGCUGGAUGUAUCAAUUUAUGUAGAAGUUUGUAUUGUUAUCUAAGCCUUCUUGUAUAAGGAAAAUACUUUUUAAAACCUCUUACACUCAUUUGGAACUUUCAAGAAACUUCAAAGAUAUCUUUAAAUCUGGUUUCAUAGCAGUUUAGGACUAUCACAGACUUAUAGAAACAUAUUUUUUGAAACCUUCAAAAAUAUUAAUCUUUUUAAGUAGUCAUUAUCUCGAAGACUAAAACAUCUAAAAUAAAUUGUCAUAACUCUAUAGUUUUCCAUUAAAGUUAAAAUAAGGACCUCAGUGGAGACCCAUUCCAUUUAGGGACUGAAAUAAUUCAGCAGUUAAAUAGCCUCUGGUUUUUCAAUAUGCAUUUUCAAGUGCAUUUGUACCAAGUUUUGUCUAGAUCUAUCCAUAAAGUGUACUUUUAUUUAUGUAGUUCAUUUAAGAAAGAAUAACUUAAUAUUUUAUAUUUUAGGUUGGUUAAUGAACAAAUUAUAUUUUAACAAAUUGUCCCAUUGAAAUUGGUUGACAAAGGGGAUUCCCCUUCAUAAAAAAUAUGAUAUUAUUUUAAAAUCCACUGAUAUUUUAAAAAAGAUAAUGACAUUUAUUUUCACCUUGUUUUGUCUUGAAGCUUUCAUUGUAACCUAAGCCUUCGUAUAGGCCUAUAUCUUUGACUAUUAUAAGGAAAAUACAUUUUGUGACCUCCUACACUCUGUUGGAACUUUAUAUCUGAUUUGGAAGCAUUUGAGGAAAAUCAUAGAGAGUCAUAGAAUCAUAAGAAACAUAAAAAGGACAUUUUUAUCAAACCAAAUCUAGACAAAAUUAUUCUGUUUGUAAUUUAAGAAGUCUACAUUGAAUGUACUACUUGUAAAUAAUUCAAUUUAAAAAGUGAAAUCUACUAUGGAUUGAUAUUGUUACAUGUGUAACAAAUGUUGCCUUUGAGACAUUACUAUCCUCAUAAAAUGCAUCCACCCAUUUAGGGAUGUAGUUUUACUAAAUGCUGAUUUGGGGCUAAUCACAAACUUAUGAUUCUUCCUUCCACACACAAGUCUACUAUUUAAAGUUGGUGAUAAAAAUUAAUAAAAGAACACCCAUUAUUGUAAAACCUUAGGUACCUCAAAGCACCCUUCCCUGAAGUACAAUGGAACCUCUCAUAACGAGUUUAAUUCGUUCCAGACUCUUACUCGUUAAGCGAAACACUCGUUAAACGAAACAAUUUUUCCCAUACAAAUCAACGUAAAAUACGAUAAAGCGUUCCAUGCUGAAAAACUACUAAUUUUUCAAAAAAUUUUAUUAACAUUUAUUCAAAUAAAAUUACUUAUGAAUUGUUAAGCAGUGUAACAACUUGGAAAACAAUUUAGAUUUGAAACAAAAACGUAAAUAAAAAUAUGAAUUUAUGACAAAUAAUUAAUCCUUUUUAACUAGAAAACUGUCUAAAGACAUUUGUUUUUGCCAACGCUUCAAAAUUUGACGAAAGUGUGUCACAGCAUUAUCAUUGAAUAAAUUUAUAGCAGGAAUAGCCACGCUCACACCUUUUUCUCGCUUUUCAAUGAUUUUACGUUUCAUUUCAACAGUUAUUUUUUCUCUUUUAUGAUUGUCUUCUUGUGGUUUUUUUUUUUCGAAGACAUUUUAGCAUAGGUUAUUACACUUUGCACAUAAAAAAUUACAAAUACUGUUUGAAGACAAAAAUUGUAAAAGCUGGUGAUCACAAAUGAAAACAAUACGCUAACAGACAGAGUGCUAAACACAGACUAAUGCAAUGGUUCUCAAGCUUCCUAGUGCCGGGACCCUUUAAUAGAGUUUCUCAUGUCUUGGCGAACCCCAACAACCUAAUUAUUUAUGUUGCUACUUCAUAGCUGUAAGAAUAUGUGUUUUCAGAUAGUCUAAGGCGACCCCUGGGAAAGGGCCGGGCUACCCCCAAAGGGUUCAUGACCCACAGAUUGAGAACCGCUGGACUAAUGCAUCAGCUCACAAAUGAGUGUCAGGAAAAAGGGACUUCCCUUGUCUGCAUAACUCAUUAUGCGAAAUAUCGCUCGUUAAGGGAGCAACUUCUUCAAAUUUUUUUUUUUUUGCUUAUGCGAAUUACUCGCUAUGAGAGGUGCUUGUUAUGAGAGGUUCCACUGUAUAUGAUAAUUCUAAUGUACUAUAUUUUGAAAGCACAUAAAAUAAAGCUUUGUUUGAAAUGCUUGCACCAAACAAAAACACACCAAAAACCUUGCUUUUAUGGAUAUUUAAAAGCUCACCGCUAUGAAUAAAGUCUUAUUAAUAAUAUUAAAUCAAUUACCUUGAUUUUUUUUUAUUUUACUCUCUACAUUUUACGAUUUUUUUAAAUUAUAGCUUUUGGGAAAAGGGGGAUUCUGACCAAACUUUCCAGGAACUUCUAUAGGUCAGAAGGAUAGACCAUGUCAAAUUUGGUUGCAGUCCAUUGUUAAGUUUUCUUUUGAUUAAUUGACCCCUCUACAAACAAACAUAGUCACACUGAGCUUUAUAUGUUAAAUUUUAAAAAAAAAAUUUAAAAAAUAUGAAUUUUAAUUUAACACAAAUAAUAUUCAAGUCUUAAGAAAGGUGUACUACUUUUUUGUUGAUGGUAGGCAGAAAGAUCUCCAAUUUCAAUAAAAUUUAUUUGUAAGCAAGAAACCUAAUUUAAGCAACUAUAAAGAAUAUACAAAAUGUAGUUUUUAAAUGUAUGCUUUUCUUUUUGCCCAACUUAUUUAGUAAGAUUUUGGUUGAAAUCAUACUCAUCCGAAUGGUUUAGAAAAUUUUCAAUAGAUUUAAAAUUUACAAGUAGGCCUUACAAAGAUGUCCUAUUUGUAAGCUCUUCACAUAGUCAAAUGGCUUUUUCUAUAAUGUUAGUAAUUUUGUUAGUUAUCAGACUAUAACUAAGAGACAUUGAUAACUAUUGAUAAGAACAGCUUUUAGUGCUUUCAAAUAAAUAACCAUGAGAAAGAAACUCAAGAUAGAGGUCUUUGAUACAAUAACAGUAUCUAAUGUAAAUGGAUAUUGUUAAAACUGAAAUAUUUUCUCUAUGUGUAAAAAAAACUUUGGCUUGUUGCAUUUUGUACAAUUAUAGUAUUGUAUCACUAUCCACCUCUCAUGAAAUAGUUUCAUUUAAUUUUGCCAACAAAAAAUGGCUUUGUCCUUUUAAUUUUAAUGCCAAAAACAAAACUUUGGACGAAAACAAAAAUAAGUUGAAUUCAAUAUCCCACACAGAGUCAAUAUGAAUCAAAUAAUAUCAUUAAUAAGUGAAUGCAUCAAAUUAUAAUUAUCAACCCAAAAAUAUCAAGAUAAAAAGGCUAAUGUCCAACAUUUGGUGAAUCAUUAAUAAGAGGCUGUUGGUCAUAACAUUUCAUGCUAGGGUGUUUGCUUUGUGUCACUGAUCUCAAAUCAAACUCCUUAGAAAACUCAGCGUUUUAUUAGCUUGCUUUUUGAAAAUAAAAACAAGCUUUAAGAAUCUUUAUUACAAAUUUCUGUUUUUAUUUUCUAUUAUGCUAAAAACUACCUGGAAUGAAUCCUUUGUAAUUUAAGUUUUGAUUGGGUGAAGAAAUCCCUUUUUCUCUGUACUGUGAGUAUUGAACUAAUUGAUAUUUAAAAUUUCACUUACAGUUACAAAAUAAAUAUUACUUUGAUGUUAUAAGUUAUGAUACUUAAGUAUAGAUAAUGAUUUUGAAUAUUAACUUUAAAUCAUUUAUUUUAUUAAAUGCUGUAUAGAAUUUUUUUUUCUUAUCUUUUGCAGACCUAUGAAGCGUUCAAGUUAGGCAGUAAGUGGAGGAAACAUGUUACAAGCAUGACAUGUUCAACUUCAACUUUUUUUUCAAGCACAAUGAAAGCAAUAUAUAGAAUCUAUUCAUUUAUUCAAAACUUAAAUUUCUUUAUGCAUAAACAUAAUUUAGUGUAAUAGAUCAGUUUUUUAUUUUCCAAAAUAUGUCUAAGGAAACUUUUUUCAAAGGUAACAGUUGUUGCAUUUGGAUUUACAUGUUAAAUAUCAGAAAGGCAUAUUAAUUAUAUUUAACCUAGAGUUUAGAAACUUAGAUCAUUUACUAAACUGGCUUUAUAUCUGUUAUUAGUCAUUUUCUCUUAGUUUUCAUUCAUGUACUUUUUUUUUAAAGAUUAAUUUGUUUAUCCCCUUCAUAAAUGUAUAUGUAUUUUAGAAAUGAUGUUUCGCCUUCAUGAUCUAUUUUGUAUGUAAAAAAGGUUAAAGGUUCUAUAUUAUUGCUUAAAAGACCUUUGGCAUUUUCUAGCAACUAUUCUAUCAAUAAUCCACUCAUCAAAAACUUAUCAAAACUAAUUUGAAACUCAAUUUAUAAUUAGCUAUUUCUGCACCUUUUCUAAGAUUGAGUUAAAAGCAGGUCUGUUUUUAUUAUCAAGUUUGUAUUUUUUGUGUGCAUCUUGUCAUGUUUCGUAUUUCCAGAAAAACCACCAAAUAAAAAGAAGAAAACUGCUGUCAUUUCAUCAGAAGUGUUGGGAAAGAAGUCAGUAACUGUGGAAAUGGUUGAAGGUGUAAUAGAGCCCAUUCUAGGUAUGCAAUCAUUUUAAUUUGCUUGCUUUUAUUAUUUUAUAAACAUUGAUUCAUUUAUUGUAAGCUCUAAAUUAAGGGUGAAGGGGUUACCCUAUUCCGGAUUAUAUAAUAUAAACUAUCAUACAAUGUGAUUGCAUUGAUGGUGUUUUUUUUAACCUGAAAAUUUAGUGUUUAUAGCUGUAAAAAAAAUUAUAACAGGUAUUGAACAUACUCAUUUAUAAAUCUAUUCAUUCAUAAGUCAACCACCUAUAGUUUUGGCUAGGGAAAGCCUGAAUAGUGUGUGACAAGUAAGUCGAUAUCGUUGCAUAAUAUACCAGUAGAAGCAAUAUGGUACUAAAGAAAAUAAUUGAUAUUGUUAAAACCCAAUGUUUUAAAACGACUUAUUGUGUGCAUUAAAAGACUUAAAAACUAAUAAACAUGCAGUAUUAUGUUUAACACAGAUAUUUGCUUAGUAUGUCUACCGGUAAAGAGCCCAUCUCUGCAAUUGCCAAAUGAGGACAAAACCAGUGACCCAAUUUUGCACAUCGCAUUAUUUUGAAUUGCGUUAUUUAUUUUUUCUUCAUUGUUUUCUAUAAUAGAAUAAACUUACCUGGAGAUAAUUAUACAAAUCUAUGGCCUGCUCAUAAGCUACCACCCCACUUGUUCACAAAAAAUUUUUUUUUUAAGUGAGCUUAUGAACGAGUAAAUAUGGUAAUGAAUGAUUUACAAAACUAAACUUUUUAUGUACAUUUUUAAAUGUUAUUGAAAGUUAUUGAGUAACCAUUAAAGAUUUAAAUUUUCAACUCCUUGAAAUGGCAGGUUUUUCUAUUAUUAAACUCUAUGGGUAUUGCUUCUUUUGAAGAGAAUAGCAACAAAAUAAUUUUAUUUUAAAAAAAUGUGAUGGUUGAUGUUUGUUUCCCGUGUCCUAUAUUUCCUUCUCCUGUUAUAACAUUAAAAUUAAAACACAUUAAAAUUUACACAAAGCAAUUGUGUUAAUAUUGAUCUAGUCUCGGUAACCUAAAUGUUAUCUUCACAGCUUUUUUUUGUAGGUUUUGAUUACUAAAUAAGUGACAGUUUUAUUUAUGGCUUUUAAAAAAACAUGUAUAUAUUGAAAAUAUAUUAGUUCUUGCUUAUAUUUUUUUCAGGACUUUCUUACAUAACAGAAUAUCAUAGCCAAUCAGGCAUAAUCAAUGUUUGCAAUCUUUGCGGUGUAAAAUUUGAUCGCAAUAUUGUGGUUUCUCAUGUUACUGGGACAAAGCACAGAUUGCACUACAUGGUAAUUAUAUUUUCUUAUUUUUAUUGCUUUUGUUGGUACUGUCAGACUGGUUAAAACACAAAUGACAUUUUGAAUUUCUAGAUUAAUUUUUUUUUUAUUUUUAAUCGAAUAAUAAAAUUCAUUUAAAGAUAUCCCUUUGGGUCCUGCAUAUCUAUGCUAAACAAUGUUGAAAUAGUAAGUAUAUUCAAUAGUAAAGUGCAUUCUUACAUACCAGGCAUUAGCCUCAUUGAUUCAUGGAGCCUUUAGCUCUCUUGUCUUUGUUGUGAACCUAUUGAGAUUUAAAUAAGUAUAUUCAAUAGUAAAGUGCAUUCUUACAUACCAGGCAAUAGCCUCAUUGAUUCAUGGAGCCUUUAGCUCUCUUGUCUUUGUUGUGAACCUAUUGAGAUUUAAAUAAAUAGGAUCAUCAACCAUACUUUCUCAUCAAAAUAUUGCUGCUCGCAAAUCUACGAGUUACAUUCUAAAUUAAAAGCUCUUCAAGUUUGCUAAUAAAAAUUUGAAUUUACUAAUAUUCAAAUUUUUCUUUUUUAAUAAAUACUUGCAGAAAGAAAACAGACCUUCAGUUUAUGUCCAUCUUAAGAAAUUUGGUGGGAAAAAAUCUCAGCUCUCUGCAUUUCUAGAUGAGCUGAGUUUGGAUGCAGAGCGUGAAGAUGGACGUGGAGUUCCUUCAAUUAAGGUUUUAUUUGGAAAUUGUGUAUUUGCUAUUUAUACUUGUAACUGUGCACACAUGACCUCAUUAACAAAGCAAAGAAUUUUUUUACCAAUAUUUUGGCUUUUUAUUACAUUUUUGCGGGGGAUAUUUGUACCAGUAUUUGGAAGUCUUUGUACAGUAAUUAUUAUUCGGUUUUAAAUUAGUUUGCUUAUAAUUGCUUUCAAAUCAGGUAUUUGAGCAGCCAGAUCAUGAUGAUGAAGAAGAUGCAUCUGUAAUUGAAAUAUCUCUCAAUGAGGCUGAUGAUGAAGAAACAAAAGAAAAAAAACAGAAAGAAGCUAUGCUGGCACGAAGGAAGCCUGGCAAUAUUUCAUUUCAGGACUGGGUUAAUGAAGGUUUGCAUUACAUCUUCGUUGAUAUAAUUUAUUUAGCUGUUCAACUGAUACCAUUACUAGAUAAUGUAUUUAGGGAGGAAAAAGUUGUGUUUUUUUUAAAUUUUAAAUUAUGGGUCAUCUUUUACUUUUUAAAUAUUUAAUCAGUAAGUUUCUCAAGCUAAAAAAAUAUAUUUGUAUUAAAAUAAGCACUUUUAUCAAAUAUUUUCUUAUUGAUUUGUACUACCGCACUUGAUUUUAAUUUGCUUUUUCUUUCAUCUAGAAAUUAACAAGUCUAAAAGUAAAGGUGCUGAAAAGUAAGUAUUUAAAUAUAUUAUAGCUUUAUGUCAAGCUAAUCUUAAUUCUUGCAUUAUUGCUCCAAGAUAAAUGCUUUUUCUAACUGUCAUAAAGUUUUUUAGUUUUAGUGAUAAACAAAAUUGGUAAUCAGAUGAAUUUCUAAGUGACUAAUACAGUUAAAAUACAAGAUUUUUCUAGAUGGUCUUUAGAAACCCAAUCAAUUGUUUUAUCUUAGACUAACAUUGAACACAUAGUAAAGAUCUUAGAAGAACCUACUUAGAAUUUUUAAUAACUGUGAUUAUGGCUGUCAAGGGUUACCCUUGUAUAGUCUUUGGCAGAUGGCUUCUCCAUGUGUGAGGUGGGGGCAAGCGUGUUGCCUUUCCAAACCUAAUUUUGUUGUUGGCAGACUUGAGCAUGAUUUGUUCUCAUGCUAACAGUACUGGGUAUAGGACAUGCUUAGUAUCAUUGUGUGCACUAUAAGAAGCAGUGAGCAUCACUAACUUUCUUUUCCUGCCUUAUACAAACAUACAAAGAAUGAAUCAUUUAUACUGACGACAUCCAGUCACUGUAAUAUUUCAAUGUCUUAUUUAUUUUAUCUACUUUCCCAUCAUAUGGUUUAUAACUAAAGACUUCACUUCAAAAUCUUUUGUUUUCUUAUAUUAUUUGGUUUGCUUGUGCUAUUAUAUUCAGUUUUAUUACCAUGCAAGUGUUGGUUUUUUUUUAAUACUAUAUAUUUUUUCUUAUAUUAAAGAGUGAAAAAUUAUGAAGAAGAAGAUUCUAGUAAUUCUAGCCACUUUAAAUUUGGUGCAGGUUAGUGCUUUUUAAUUUGGUCAUCCAUAUGUAUACAAUUUACCAGCGUGUCGUGCCAAUGUGAAAAAUUUGUCUUUUAAAUUGUACACAACUUAAUUCCUAAUUUACUGUAGGGUUGUUGUAAUACUGGGUUAGAUAACAUGUUAAUUAACUCCUGGGUCAUAUUUCAAUAAAUAUAAAAGCUAGACACAUUGUGUCAUAGUGACUGUUAAACCCUAAUGUUUGACCAAAAUAAAAUAUGAUUAAUGAUAAAUAUGGCUAAAAUAAAGUUCUUGUUUUUAGUAAAUGAAAAUAUUUCAAUUAAAUGAUUGUAUCAUUCAUUGACUCUGCAAGACUGAAUUUUUACGUUAGCUUACUGGUUUUUUUCAACAGGUUCAUCUGGUCCUCCAGUAAAUAAGAGCAUGGGAGUUCAACCCCAUUCACUGCACCCUGAUUUUCCGAUUAAACAGAAAUCUCAGCAUGGUCCUAUCCCUAUGUUUGACCCUUUGCUGCACAAUUUACCUAGACAUCCCCACCAUCUGCCUCAUUUUUCACAUGCAGAUGAUCAUUUACCUCACCGCUAUAGACUAGAACCUUUUCUACCUAGGAUGGAUCCAUAUUUUGACCCACUUUUUAACCCACUUUUCGACCCAUAUAGAAGUGAUCCACAAUUAUAUCAUGAUAGACCACUGCUACCGCCAAGCUCCAGAAGUCAACCAUAUCUAGGCUUAGACCCACUGAAGCAAUCCUUGGGCAGAGGAUAUCCUCCUGGAGAUCCCUAUUUUGAUCCCAACCCAUUAAAAAGUGGCAGGAAUUUUGAACCUUUUCUUGAUCCUGACCCCACAAAACGAGUUAGGAAUUCAGAACCCUACCUUGAUCCGGACCCCACAAAACGUGUUAGGAAUUCAGAAUCCUACCUUGAUCCAGACCCUACAAAACGAGUUAGGAAUUCAGAACCCUACCUUGACCCAGACCCCACAAAACGAGUUAGAAUUUCGGAACCCUACCUUGAUCCUGAUCCACUGAAACGUUUACCACCCAAGAAGACUGUUCCCACACCAGUAGUCUUUGAUUAUGGUCAUGGAAGUGGUGACAAAAAUGAUACCACCCCUCAUAAAUCAUCUGUCCAGAAGACAGCAGACAAAUGGGAAGAUGAUAUCCAACAAAUUCUUGGAACAGACACAAACAAAGCACCAAACAGCUUGGCUAUUCUCAGCAGCAAUUAUUCCUCACCUGAAAGAUCUCCUCCACCCGUACCAGGAAAAAAACCACGCAUGACUGAUAAGCCACUGCCUUUCUCAAGAUCUUACCUAGAAACGCAUUUGCCCCUCAAUAUUCCUAAAGUUACUGGACCAAAGAAACCAGAAAAGAUUUCAGACUACAAGUCUGGUUUAGGACCAUCAUCUUCUAACAAGGGUUAUAUUGAAAAGGACUUAAAUGACCCUAAACCAAGUUCCUCUCAAGAGCAUCGUUCAAGACAUAAAUCUCAAACCCACGGUCCUGAACAUGAUAAACAAAGUACCUAUCAAGAGCAUUAUUCAAGACAUAAAUCUCAAACCCGCAGUCCUGAACAUGAUAAAAAUCGCAGAUCUAGAACACCAGACCACUUAAAGGGUAAUAUACUAAGAAGUUCAAUUUCAAUAAGCAGUAGAAUAUUUACCUUGGAAGCACAUAAGUAUUCAGAUAGCCCUAAGCAUUCAUCAAAACGCAGACAUUCCAAAAGUCCUGUUGAUAGCAGUUCAAAUAAAGCAAGAUGCCCAAAUGCCUCACAUCUUUCAAAGUCUACAGAUAGGUCUAGAAUGUCACCUUCUUCAAAAAAACAUCAAAAGAGUUUUGAAUCCCAAUCUUUGGGCAGAACUCAAGCUGACACAAAAAAGGAAAUGCAGGUAAUUUUUAUUUUAUUGGAAUGCCUAUACUAUAAAUGACUUCAGUAAACCAUUGGCAUUCCAUUGAACUAUUUAUAAACAUUGUGCUGUGAUUUAAUUAUUUUCGUUAAUUAUUAAUGCAAUUAAACAAAAUUGAAUAUACCAAGUACCACAAUUAUGAUAGAAUUUUAAUUUUUUUAUGUACCGAUUAUUACAGUUGUUAACUUUUAACCAAUUUUAUUGAAUCUGAUAAUUAUCUUUUUAGUCUCAACUUUUUUUUUUCUUUUGAUUACUUAUCAUGAUUGAAAUGGUAGAAAUUUUCUCAUUGUUCUCUAGGAUAUUUUGUCAGAGGCGGAUGAAGAAGCACAAGCAGAAAAAAUUGCAAAUUUAUUGUUACAAAUGGUGAGUUUUAAGUUAUAAACAUUUAUUUUUAGUUACUACCCCAUUAAAAAAAUGAUGUUAAGUUACUCAGUAACUUACUGUAAAUAGUAAUAUUUGAAAUAAAUUGCUUGCCCAAAAAAAAAGGUAUAUCAAAUGAACAAAUGAAGAGCAUUUAAUUAACAUUCUUUUUCAGUCUGGUUCAUUAUCAGAGGCGGGAGAUGCACAGUCAGCAUUGCGAAAGUUGUUUGCAAAUUCAGAUCUGACAGAAGCAUUGUUUGCUGCUAAAACUAACUCAGAUGAAGUAAUUGUAAGUAAACGAAAUUUCCAAGAUAAAUUUGUCUUGUAUAUUUGCAAAGCUUAAUUGAUCAUGUUUUUAAUGUUUAAUUGUUCCACUGGUUGUUAACUUAUAAAUAAUAUGAUAUUCAUGCAAAAUCAUGAUUGCCAGGCCUUAUUUAGUUUCUGUUGGUACUUCAUAUUUUAAAUUUCUAUUUCAUUUUUUUUAUUUUUAAGCAAAAACGUUUAACCAGCCAUGGAAAGCCUGACCCACCAUCUCAGCCUCAUAGACAAACCAAGGGUAAUGCUUCACAAACUCAACCACCACCAAGAAGAGAAAGGGUUACUUUCUCGUUGCCAGUUUCAAGUAAAGGACAAAAUUUUCGAAGCACUCUGCCAUCAGAUUUUGCUGCUGAUGAAGACACUGAAUAGAAUUACCAGAUGUCAUUUUCAAAUUACACUAUAAAUGUAUGCCAGUGUUGUUAUUCUGUGUAAAGCUUGAUUGUUCUCAUAAUUUUCUGUUGUUCUUUGUUAAUUUUUUUGUUUUCAGGUUAUGUGUUAAGAACUAAUUUUUAUAAUCCACUCUUACAUUAUACUAUGCUGCAAAGUCCCCUUCUUAUUUCCAAAGUACCUGCUGAUCUAACUUCCAGCUGAUGAGCUGAGACAUGGAAUUUCAUCCCGUCAAGUGCCAGACCCUGUCAGUCUCCAGAAGCAGGUUCCCUCUAACCCCUCUUACGAACUGCAUGGCCAUAUUCUUGAGCCAGUUUCCUCCGUAAAGUACUUGGGUGUUACCAUCCAAAGAGAGGUCCGCUGGGACGAGCACAUUAACAGUGUGUACAACCGGGCAAACAAGACCCUGGGGUUCCUAAGGCGCAAUCUGAAAAUCGGCAACUCAAGCGUGAAAGAAAAAGCCUAUAAAGCCUUUGUCCGACCUAUUUUAGAGUAUGCUUCUACAGUCUGGGACCCAUUUACCCAGAAAAGCAUAGACAGGUUGGAGGCAGUCCAGCGACAGGCAGCACGCUUUGUCAUGAACCGCUACAAAAGCACCUCGAGUGUUGGUAGCAUGCUGGAAACACUGGGCUGGUCGACAUUGGAAGAACGACGACGACUAUCCAGGCUCACCAUGUUGUACAAGAUAACAAAUGGGCUGGUGCACUGCUCCGGAAUCAAACAGAAACUCGUUCAUCUUCCCCCCAGACUGCGACGAAGUCACGACAAACAGUUCCGGCUGGUAAAAACAAGAACGAAGUACAGAAGCUCCUCAUUCCUGCCGAAGACAAUAGGGGACUGGAACAAGCUUCCAAAAGCAACAGUUGAGGCGGCUACACUCGAUACAUUUGUGUCUAUUGCCUCCUGUAUUCCAACCCCCAGUUCAUAACACCACUGCUGAGUCGCCCUUGCAACCAGUGAAGUAUCCCAUUGAAACCCAUGGACAGUAACAUCGCAAACCCCUCUGAAACAUAGGAGCCAGAAUGAUCAAUUCAUUGAUCGUGGGCCCUUAAAAUAAAGAAGAAGAAGAAGAAACCUCUUUUGCUUUACUAUCCUCUUUCAGGGCACCUAGCAUCUUAUCUUCGAUUCAAUGUAACUGUAUAAGGUUUCUGUUAUUCUUGCAAAAAUAUAGCUCUUCUUUCUGAAGAAUUCUAAAUCUAAAUGAUUUUACAGUCUUUCCUUACAAGAGUUAGAAGUUGAGAAUGGCUUUCCAAGUUCUUGAGUAGUUCUUUAGCAAGCUUAGAUGAUGAAACCAUCUAACUCUAACUGAUGAAGAAUUUUUUUAAAGAAAGAAUCUAUUGAAAUUUGUUCAUAAUAUUAUAUUGAUGAAAUUGAUGUUCCUUCUGUUGACAAUGACUCUGAAUUCAGACUUAAGAACUUCCAGAUACUUGGUGGCUAAUGCUAUUUUCUUAGUGAGUACUGGCUAGUGAUGUGCAGGCCAUAAUUUGUGCAGGUUGUUAACACCAAAACUAAGUUAGGCAGGAGUGGGUUGAUUUUUUUGGUUGAGUUACAAAUUCAUUGGUCCUGAAUGGUUCUUGUUUUUGUUACACCUGCAUUACAAAUAAAGUGCGAUAGCUAACAAUAAAAUGUCACUUAUCAAAUCAGUGUUAAGUUUUGUAAGAAAUAUUUUAUUUCAUUAACAGAAGCAACCAUUUCAAAAAGCAUUCUCUAACUAUAAACAUCUGAUGACUUUUUUUAUUGUGCUAUCCGAUUCAACUUUCCUGCCUCUCUCUUUAAAUUUGACUGGCAUUGCUG
Messenger RNA from Lymnaea stagnalis (great pond snail), 27062 nucleotides. Lineage: Eukaryota; Metazoa; Mollusca; Gastropoda; Lymnaeidae. The record is from the annotation of a GenBank genome assembly.